Microstroma glucosiphilum is the source of this 2559-nucleotide messenger RNA. RefSeq names its product WD40 repeat-like protein. The coding region runs from base 1 to 2559 and encodes 852 amino acids. Gene Ontology annotation, cellular component: Set3 complex. Gene Ontology annotation, molecular function: protein binding; transcription corepressor activity. The record is from RefSeq and is a predicted model, not a curated record. The transcript has 3 exons. Lineage: Eukaryota; Fungi; Basidiomycota; Exobasidiomycetes; Microstromatales; Microstromataceae. Gene Ontology annotation, biological process: regulation of transcription by RNA polymerase II.
AUGUCGAGUAUCAACUCGACGGCGGAGGUCAAUCUGCUCAUCUAUCACUACCUCAAGGAAUCAGACUUCCGCCAUGCUUGCUUCUCAUUACGACAUGAGAGCAGACUGGACGAGGAACCACUCAGCAAAGAGGCAGUCGUCGAACCGGGGAGGCUAUUGAAGAUUCUACAAAAGGGACUCGUAUACAUGGCCGUCGAGGCUCAUGUCAAUCCCGACGGAUCAGAGAAGGCUUGUUCGGCUCCUUUCCAUCUAGUCGGUCCUCCUCACGUCUGUGAUGGCAAGGCCCGGCGUCAACCCUCGGUCCAACCAGAGCCUCAGCGUCUCACACCGGAGCCGCGGCCACAGGUCGUCUCCUCUCAUAUCGAGGCUGCUUCGCAGACCGAUCCUGUACAAUCGCGGAGAGCUUCAAGCAGAGCUCCAUCGCCGGUUGAGAGUCGGCCGAAUGGCAAGCAUACGGCUUCGAACGUAGCAUCAUCCUCAAAGAACAAGCUGGACGCCGAGGAGUCCGUCGAGGCGAGCACGACGAAGAGGAAGGCGUCCGCCAGCAAUGGCUCGUCGAGGGAGGAGAAGCGCUCCAAAAAGGCGGCAACAGAGGAAUCCGAGCCUACUGGAGUCGGCUCUUCGGCGAAGCGGCUACCAAAUGGAGCAAGACAUCAAGAUGCGGAGGAGAAGGGGGAAGACGAGGAAGGGGAUGUAACUCCUCGCUUGACAGCGACGGCUCAGAAUGGCAAAGCCAGCAGUCCUUCACCGCCGAACAAGGCGAAGGGCAAGAAGGCAAGCGAAGUGACAGCGGGCGGCAAGGUCGGCAGCAAGACUGCUGGCAGCUCAAAGAAGAGCAAGAAGAAGAAGCAGAAGCGUAGCGGGACAGUCGAGAACGAGGACGAUGAGGAGGCAGCCACAAGAUCUGACGCUGAGGAGGUACCGACUUCUAAGAACCCUCGCAAGGUAGCUGGAGCUGCAAUUGCCAGUAACUCAUCUCAGCCGACAGGCCCACCUCUCACAGGCAAGGCGAAGGGCAAGGAGAUCGCCAGCGACGAUAUCACCACUCUCGUGGGUCACUCUGCCGAAGUCUUCUCUUCUGCUUGGAACCCUACCGUUCCAGGCCUGAUUGCAUCGGCCGGUGGAGACGCUACUGUUCGCAUCUGGGAUCUGCCGGCAAAGGGCGCGUCUCCCGAUGCGCCAGCUAUCUGCAAGCAUCUGCCUACUACUCAUGCCAAGGACGUCUCUGCGCUGGAAUGGAAUCCUGACGGCACUCUUCUUGCUAGCGGGUCCUACGAUGGUAUACUCCGUCUGUGGACUCCGCAAGGUGACCUGCACCUCGUGAUGUCGAUGCAUCAAGGACCCAUCUUCAGCGUCAAGUGGAACCGUAAGGGCACUAUGUUGCUCACGAGCUCAGCCGAUGGAACAGCUAUUGUCUGGGACCUCUCGUCCGGCAAAGUGCGCCAACAAUUCCCUGUCCAUUCAGACGGCGUGCUAGACGUUGACUGGCUGGUGAACAGUCGGUCUCAGGGACCCUCGAGUACCCGCAACGACAUGACAUUCGCUACUGCAUCCGCAGACAACAGCAUCAACCUCUGUCGAGUUGGAGAGACGAAGCCGAUCCGGACGCUGAGAGGGCACGAUGAUGAGGUGAAUGCGCUCAGGUUUGACGCCAGCCAGACGCUUCUCGCUAGCGCUUCUGACGACAAGACGACGAGGAUAUGGAGCAUCGAUGGCAACGUUCUGGGUGACUCGUCCUCUGAGUCUUCGUCGAGACCUAAGCGAGGUUCUGCAGGUCUGUCAAAAGGAAGAGGCGGCUCAGUAGCUCUCGAUGCUUCAGCAUCGAUGGACGUUGACAAUCGAUCCGACGAAGAUGACGCUGCUGCCGAGAUGCGCGUCGGCUCGAGUAAUUCCGGCUCCCUUGACAAGAAUGGCAAAGCCAUCUGUCAAUUCGUCCUUACCGGUCAUACAAAGGAGAUCUACAAUCUGCAAUGGGCUCCCACAGGGCCUGGCACGGCCCAAUCCACGCAGCCCCGCAUGCUUGCGACGGCUUCCUUUGACAAGACCGCGCGGAUCUGGAAUGCCGAGGAUGGGACGUGCUUGAGAGUGAUAGAGGAGCACUCCGACUGCGUCUACUCAGUUUGCUGGAGUCCGGAUGCUAGGUUCCUCGCAACGGGCAGUAUCGACCGGAAAGUCCUGGUGAACCGGGUCAAGGACGGGGCAAUCGUCAAGGCGUACGUGGCUGGCGGUCCUGUCUUCGACGUCACAUGGCAUGUCUCACAGCCAAAUGCUAGCUCGAGCGGAGCCGCUGCUAUCAAGGGCGAAGCGGCUGCCGAGGAAGGGGAGGGCAGUGAUGCUGCCAAGAAGGCCAAGAGUGGAGGCGCGGCAGCUGCCAAGGGUAGUGCAGCCGCUUCGUCGUCGAAUGGCAGCGCCAGUGGAGGUACACACCAGCUGGGCAUUAGUCAAGCCGACAAGAGGCUCACCAUUCUAGAUCUUGGCCGGCUAGACGAAGAGGAGGAAGGGACCGAAGAAGGUGGCGAGCAAGCGACUCAAGGCGACAAGACGAAGAUGGAGGAAUGA